Penicillium atrosanguineum is the source of this 1425-nucleotide messenger RNA. RefSeq names its product XPG/RAD2 endonuclease. Bases 1 to 1425 code for a protein of 474 amino acids. The transcript has 6 exons. Gene Ontology annotation, cellular component: nucleus. NCBI's taxonomy places the organism in Eukaryota, Fungi, Ascomycota, Eurotiomycetes, Eurotiales, Aspergillaceae. Gene Ontology annotation, biological process: positive regulation of transcription by RNA polymerase II. The record is from RefSeq and is a predicted model, not a curated record. Gene Ontology annotation, molecular function: transcription cis-regulatory region binding; DNA-binding transcription factor activity.
AUGGGAAAGCUUCGCUCCACAAAUGGAUGGGAAGACCCCAAGGAUGCUCCUAGCCAUGGCCAUGAUGAAAUGUCACUCCUUCCGGAACCCGGAACUGCAGACGUAGCGAUUGCUAAUGCAACUAGCCCUGAACACACCAACAAUCCAAGUUCUCUCAAAUUCAAUAAUCACCAACACGAAAAUACUUCGGUGACAUCACCAUACAGUACUCAAGGAUCUACUAUCCAGCCAGAACACACCAGCGACUCUGUUUCCGUGCCUCUGGUGGCAUCAUCAGUCAACGAUACCACCGCCUCUCCUUGCUUCAGCGUGGUUGAAAUCCAGGUCUCCCAACUACUCCGAACGGACUCAUUAAGUUCAUGGCCUCCGGCUUCACACACAGGUGCGAUACAUGCAGGGUCUCCACUGACCUACAGAGAAGCUUACCUUGUACACCACUUUGCAACGCACCUCGGGCAAUGGCUUGACUGUACCGAUGCUUCCCGUCAGUUCACUCGGAAAACCCCCAUCCUGGUCAAGCAGUCGCCGAUCUUGCUGCAUGCUGUGCUUUCUUACGCAGCCCGGCACGUCGGAGAUGCCGAACUGGCCGAGCAGGCGCAUGAGCGGUGCGUAGAACUUUUGAUCCCCUUCCUGAGCUCGGAAACGGUUGCCGACGAUGAUAUUCUGCUGUGUACCAUUGUCAUCCUGCGAGUGUUUGAACAAUUGAACGUCAUGGUAACCGGCAGCGAUCAGGAGCGUCAUUUAGCCGGCUGCUCGGCUCUGCUCCGGGCAUCGCAAGGACGAGAGGUGGACCCCUCGGCCCCGAGAUUACGGCACGCGGCUUUCUGGGUGUACCUGCGUCAGUGCCUGUACAAUUCAUGUGUGCAUCAGCAGGCUCCCAGUGUGGAUUUGGACUUGGUUCUCAUCCCCCCUCCGAGCGGAGGUGACCCUCUGAGCAAUCUGAAGUCUGAAACAGCGUGGGCGAAUACUAUGACUUGGAUAUGUGCUACAGUGGUACACUUUUGCUUUGGGUCAAGUUACCCUGAGCCUUCCAGCAGAAUGUGCCGGUGGCAAGAGCUAUCUGAGGCCGUCGAGAGUUGGUUGAGCACCCGCCCGAGUACCUUUGACCCAAUCUGGUAUAGCGAAGCCAUUCCGGAGAGUGGAAACCCUUUCCCAGAGAUAUGGUUUACGGCGGACUGGCAUAUUAUGGCAUUUGGAUACUAUCAUCUUGCCUGUAUGCUUCUGGUCAUUUACAAACCAUCACCUAAAUUUGCAGUCAGAGGGGUGCAUGGCGGAGCCCAUCCUGGUCAUGAAGCACGCUCGCGCAAUCUGUGGUGCAUGCAACAGUUCCCCUUCGACGGUGCCAUCGUUGAUCACACUCUGUCAUUCCACCUUUAUCUGGGGUCCCUUGAUGACGGAUUCGGCAGAAAGAGAGGCAUUCAUUAG